UUUAUCUAAAUGAUUGCUUUUUAUGUGUUCAUGCUCUGCUGUCACCUGCGUGCGCUGCAACGCAUUCUUGUUUAUGAGCGCAAUAGGAAAUCUCCAAACACAACACUACUCCACGGUUCUCGCGAGACCACAUCUUCUCGUUUAGGGUCUUCUCUCCAAACCGAGGGGGGGGGGAGAUCAGCUGACCUGUCAAAAUAUCACGCAACGCGUGCGGGUGUGUUUGUUGUCCACAGCACGCUGAAGACAUGGAAGCCAAAAUGGAGCUCGCUCCUCUCAGACCGUGGGACGACUUUUUCCCCACGACGGACCGGUUCGCCAAACCAGAGUUUGGCGAUUUAGCGAAGUGGAACAAUAGAGUGAUCAGUAAUUUAAUGUACUACCAGACGAAUUAUUUCGCCGUGGCAGUGGUGGUUUUCCUCAUUGUUGGGUUCCUGAAUCCGUUUGGCAUGUUCCUGGGAGGCACUGUGGUGGCCCUGGUCUUCGGAGGUUCUGUGUGGGCCGGAGAAAACCAGUCCACAAUCAAGAACUUCAAGAGGAAGAACCCCACGCUGUUCGUGAUCGGUGUCAUGGUCACCAGCUACUUUCUGCUGUCGCUGUGUGGUGGUGUCAUGGUCUUCAUCUUUGGAAUCACUUUCCCCUUGCUGUUGAUCCUCAUCCAUGCCUCUCUAAGACUGCGCAACAUGAAAAACAGACUGGAGAACAAGAUUGAGGGUGUCGGGCUCAAGAAGACUCCAAUGGGCAUCAUCAUGGAUCUCCUAGAUCAGCAGGAGGAGAAAAUGAACAAGAUUCAGGAUUUUAUUGAGGGCAAGCUGAAGUAAGCCUCAGCAAGAGGGCGUGCCCAAGGAAAUUGUUGUCAUACAGUAUGGAUUUAGAUUAUUUUGCAUCAUUAUUUCUUCCUCAUGUGUCACAAUUUUACCAUCUGUUUGUAUUCCCUUUUUUUUAAACUCUUUGGUUGACUUUAUAAUAAUCAAAAUGUGGCAGUGUGUGCAAUCGUAGUGUGAGUAGGUAUUGAGAGGUCAUAAAAAGUUACCAAAGGUUUGAACAUUCCCAUGUCCAAAAAGGUCAUUUCUCUGGCUCCAUAUUCUACAUGACUGAGUAUUUAUUUCAGAAAAGUGCAAUAUGUAAACCGAUUUUAAUCUAUACGAUCAAUAUGUGGUAGUUUUAUUAGUUUAAUAUAAAGAAGAAGAAGAAAAAAGGCAAAUUUCAUCUCAGUUUGCUACCUCAAAUUGAGCAUGUUUGUCUUUCUUCGAGUAGACCCACGUUACUAAGAUACAGGCCUGUGCUGAAUGAGGAGCCGGUUGAGCUUAGACCAAUUUGUGUCUAAAGUGUACACGGCUUCAUCACCUGACUAAUUGACACAGGACAAUGUUUUCUCCCACCGUCUGCAGACAGUUCCUGGUCACGCUGGCUGAGUUUAACGGCCAUGAUCACAGCUAUGCAAUACUGAAAAAUGAAUGGCAAGUGCAGCUCUGUUUGUCUUCGAUGCCAUUGUAUGUGCAUGUAUGUCCGUUUUGAUAUGUUCUUCUUUUCACUGCGUAAUAUGCAGAAGGUUCUAACAUGACAGCAGGAUUUAAGUUGAUACUGAGUAAGAACCAUUUUGUGUUGGAUUUGAAUUGAACGAGCUACUCUUGAGGAAUAUACUAAUCAAGUUUAUCACGUGCUAAGUGUUUUACACUGCCGAUAUUUAUUUACAGAUGCUUUUGCACAUGCAUAUUGAUUGUGGUUUGGGCCUGCUCUGCUCAUAGGUGACACUUAUGUGUCAUAGAUGCUAUAUUAUGUAUGUGUCAUUUACAUUUUUAUGUAACAUUUCCAUCCCUGAAAAAGAAAUUGAUGAACUGGAAAUAAGACAUGGCUCUUCCCUAUUAAAUUAAUUAAACUGGAAUUAUCCGCCUGGGAAUUGUUUUCUGUUGAAGUCCUCAAGAUGAUAAACAGAAGUGCAUAAGGUUAAUCAGCCUAUUCGUUUUAGUGUUUUUUCAGUAAACCAAGGACAAAGACUUACUGAAAGAAUUAAACAGAUGCAUUUCUAAAUGGAAGCACUUGUUUCAAACAGCGCCAAGUCAUUCAUUUUCAGCUAAUUGUCAAAGGCAUGAAUUUUAAAGCACAUAACUCUCUUUACAGCUAAUGCAUUCAUCAUGUUUUUGUCAAACCUGCAGCACUUAUUUCAGGAUUUAAAACUAAUAAAAUAAAUGUUUCCUGAGGUCUUAAUCUGGUUCAGCACUGUUUGCACUAUUCUCAUGCAUAUUCAAAUAAAAAGAAGGAAAUAUAUCGAGAGGCAAAGACUGACAGCCCUCUUUUUUACCUGGCUAAUGUUUU
Messenger RNA from Menidia menidia (Atlantic silverside), 2313 nucleotides. The record is from the annotation of a GenBank genome assembly. Lineage: Eukaryota; Metazoa; Chordata; Actinopteri; Atheriniformes; Atherinopsidae.